This is a messenger RNA of Triticum turgidum subsp. durum (durum wheat), 510 nucleotides long. NCBI's taxonomy places the organism in Eukaryota, Viridiplantae, Streptophyta, Magnoliopsida, Poales, Poaceae. The record is from the annotation of a GenBank genome assembly.
AUGCGCCCGUACACGCCAACGAGCAUGGUCGACGAGGUCGGCCAGUUCGAGCUCCUGGUCAAGGUGUACUUCAAGAACGAGCACCCCAAGUUCCCCGACGGUGGGCUCAUGACACAGUACCUGGAAUCGCUUCAGGUAGGCAGCUCCCACAUUGAGGUGAUCCAGGCCGUGCUCCGCGACCAGCCGGAGGACAAGACGGAGAUGCACCUUGUGUACGCGAACCGGACGGAGGACGACAUCCUGCUGCGCGACGAGCUGGACCGGUGGGCGGCGGAGCACCCGGACAAGCUCAAGGUGUGGUACGUGGUAGACCAGGUGAAACGGCCGGAGGAAGGCUGGAAGUUCAGCGUCGGGCAUGUGAGGGAGGACAUUCUACGCGCGCACGUGCCGGAGGGCGGCGACGACACCUUCGCGCUCGCUUGCGGGCCGCCGCCCAUGAUCAAGUUCGCCAUCACGCCCAACCUGGAGAAGAUGAAGUACGACAUGGCCAAUUCUUUCAUCUCGUUCUAA